AUGGCCGCGGCCCUCGCAAACGAUUCGCCCAGAUAUCGCAAUAGUUUAAUUUGCUGUAGCCCUAGAAGUGCUGAUGUUGCUUCCAGAUCAUCGUCAUCAACGUCUGGAUGUGUCUCUGCAGACGAAAGUUGCGACUCCAACUACAUUCCCAAGUCGAUAUCCAAUAAAAAACUAAAAAUUCACAGCUCGGCAUCACGAGAAGAAAUAGAGAAAGCAAUUAAUCAGUGUAAAGAAUUAGUUUUAAACAGCCCACAAUGCUCAGACGAGCGUAAAUGGUUAGUGCGUUAUUUAGUUGAAUUACGUCUAAGAUUAGAAGAUCUGAAAGACAAUGAUGGUCAUAUAAGGCCUAAAAUUGCUAUAAAAGGACAUCACUUUGAACAACAAACAAGUACAAGCAAUAGAAAGCAGUACUGCGAUCAUUGCAGUGGAGUUAUCUGGAGUAUUGUACAAAACUCAUAUAUUUGUUCUGACUGUGGAUAUGUGUGUCAUUACAAAUGUGUGGAUGACAUAUGCAGAGUAUGCGCUCAUGUUGUUAUGACAGAGAGGGGGUCUUUCGAGAUGAAUAUUUGCCCUGAAAAAGGUUUAGCAGCCCAAGACUACAAAUGUGCUGAGUGUAGUACAGCUUUGACUUUCAAAGACACAUGGAAUGAACCAAGGCUUUGUGAUUAUACUGGCAUGUAUUUCUGCGCAACAUGUCAUUGGAAUGACUUAGCAGCGAUCCCGGCGAGAGUUGUUCAUAAUUGGGACUGGGAGAAGCGGUAUAUAUCAAGGCUCGCCUAUCAGAUGCUUAUGCUAUCAUGGUCAAGACCAUAUAUUGAUGUUGAAAAUGUGAACGCUAGACUAUUUAAUUUCAUUGCUGAAUUGGAAUGGGUACACAAAAUGCGCAAAGAUCUAGAAUGGAUGAGAAGAUACUUAUGCGCUUGUAGUGAAGGCUCUAAUCUUUUAUCACCCUUAUUUAUACAAUUAGGUGAUGUAAAUAAAAAGUAUAGUAUGGCACAUUUACAAGCAAUCAAUGAUGGAAGCUUAGAAACUCAACUGACAGAAAUAACGGAAGUUUGUCGAUCUCACAUAACAAAUUGUGCUUUAUGUUCCGGCAAAGGCUAUAUAUGUGAAGUAUGCAAGAAUAAUGAAGUUCUAUAUCCAUUUGACAGUGGAGCAAUAAUGUGUGAUAAAUGUAAUUCAAUGUAUCAUAGAGGUUGCUGGCUUCGGAAGGAACAGAUUUGUUUGAAAUGCCAACGAUUAACAGAGAGGAAGAAAUUAACAAUAACUGAAUCAAAAGAUGAUGUGGAUUCACAUUUAGAAUAUGACAUAGACAAAUUUGUUGAA
Messenger RNA from Brenthis ino (lesser marbled fritillary), 1326 nucleotides. The record is from the annotation of a GenBank genome assembly. NCBI's taxonomy places the organism in Eukaryota, Metazoa, Arthropoda, Insecta, Lepidoptera, Nymphalidae.